Messenger RNA from Zalophus californianus (California sea lion), 7158 nucleotides. It is a transcript of the gene CASZ1, whose product is annotated as castor zinc finger 1. NCBI's taxonomy places the organism in Eukaryota, Metazoa, Chordata, Mammalia, Carnivora, Otariidae. Gene Ontology annotation, biological process: positive regulation of transcription by RNA polymerase II; regulation of neuron differentiation. The transcript has 19 exons. Bases 91 to 5421 code for a protein of 1776 amino acids. The record is from RefSeq and is a predicted model, not a curated record. Gene Ontology annotation, molecular function: DNA-binding transcription factor activity, RNA polymerase II-specific; RNA polymerase II transcription regulatory region sequence-specific DNA binding. Gene Ontology annotation, cellular component: nucleus.
GUGUUACCGUCAGGAGCAAUGACAUCAGGGCUUUAAAACAACUUGUUAUUCGGGGAGUAAUCAGUUGCAAUUAGGCAUUAAUUAAGUAUUAUGAAAGUUGAUUAUUUAAGUGAAUUCGGCUUUCGACUCUCCGACUAUGAGUUUGGGACCAAAGAGAGGAGAAUGGAUCUUGGUACAGCUGAAGGGACCCGGUGCACCGACCCACCUGCAGACAAGCCCGCAAUGGCGGCCAAGCGCAAAGGCGGCCUGAAGCUCAAUGCUAUCUGCGCCAAGCUGAGCCGCCAGGUGGUGGUGGAGAAGGGGGCAGAGGCAGGCCCCCAGGCCGAGGGCAGCCCACUGCGGCCGCGGGACCGAGAGGCCGGCAUGGCCCGGGGCACCCGCAGCGAGGAAGACAAGAGGCGGGCAGUGAUCGAGAAGUGGGUCAACGGCGAGUACAGUGAGGAGCCCGCGCCCACGCUGGGCCUGGGACGGAUGGGCCGCGAGGGCCUGGAGCUGCCCCCCGAGGGCGUCUACAUGGUGCAGCCCCAGGGCUGCAGCGACGAGGAGGACCACGGCGAAGAGCCCCCCAAGGAUGGCAGUGGCGUUGCGGACGAGAAGGAGUCUGAUGGGGCAGCCUCCAAGGACAACAGCAGCCCCGGUGCCAAGCAGGCUUCCGGAGAGGCCUCCUCACUCCGGGACUACGCGGCUUCUACCAUGACCGAGUUCCUCGGCAUGUUUGGCUACGAUGACCAGAACACGAGGGACGAGCUGGCCAGGAAGAUCAGCUUCGAGAAGCUGCACGCAGGCUCCAUCCCGGAGGUGGCCACCUCUUCCAUGCUGCCUGCCUCCGAGGAUGCCCUCAGCAAGCGGGCACGCUUCUCCAAAUACGAGGAGUAUAUCCGCAAGCUCAAGGCUGGCGAGCAGCUCUCCUGGCCAGCCCACAGCACCAAGGCCGAGGAGCGGGCGGGCAAGGAGGUGGCGGGGUCCCUGCCUGGCCUGCGGCUGCCCAGCAGCACAGCUCACCUGGAGACCAAGGCCACCAUCCUGCCCCUGCCCUCACACAGCAGCGUCCCCAUGCAGGGCCUGGUGGCCCGCGCCUCCAAGUACGACUUCUUCAUCCAGAAACUGAAGACAGGCGAGAACUUGCGGCCCCAGAACGGUAGCACCUACAAGAAGCCAUCCAAGUACGACCUGGAGAAUGUCAAAUACCUCCAUCUCUUCAAGCCCGGGGAGGGCAGCCCCGACAUGGGCGGGGCCAUUGCCUUCAAGACGGGCAAGGUGGGGCGCCCCUCCAAGUAUGACGUCCGUGCCAUCCAGAAGCCGGGCCCUGCCAAGGUCCCGCCCACCCCCAGCCUGGCUCCUGCGCCCCUUCCCAGCGUGCCCAGUGCUCCCAGCGCCCCUGGGCCAGGGCCUGAGCCACCUGCCUCCCUGCCCUUCAACACUCCCGAGUACCUGAAGUCGACCUUCUCCAAAACAGACUCCAUCACCACGGGGACCGUCUCCACUGUCAAGAACGGAUUGCCCACAGAUAAACCAGCUGUCACCGAAGAUGUAAACAUUUACCAGAAAUAUAUUGCCAGGUUCUCAGGCAGUCAGCACUGUGGCCACAUCCACUGCGCCUACCAGUACCGAGAGCACUACCAUUGCCUGGACCCCGAGUGCAACUACCAGAGGUUCACAAGCAAGCAGGACGUGAUCCGCCACUACAACAUGCACAAGAAGCGUGACAACUCCCUGCAGCACGGCUUCAUGCGCUUCAGCCCACUGGACGACUGCAGUGUCUACUACCACGGCUGCCACCUCAACGGGAAGAGCACCCACUACCACUGCAUGCAGGUGGGCUGUAACAAGGUGUAUACCAGCACGUCAGACGUGAUGACCCACGAGAACUUCCACAAGAAGAACACCCAGCUCAUCAACGAUGGCUUCCAGCGCUUCCGAGCCACCGAGGACUGCGGCACAGCCGACUGCCAGUUCUACGGGCAGAAGACCACCCAUUUCCACUGCAGGCGCCCCGGCUGCACGUUCACCUUCAAGAACAAGUGUGACAUCGAGAAGCACAAGAGCUACCACAUCAAGGACGACGCGUACGCCAAGGACGGCUUCAAGAAGUUCUACAAGUACGAGGAGUGCAGGUACGAGGGCUGCGUGUACAGCAAGGCCACCAACCACUUCCACUGCAUCCGCGCCGGCUGCGGCUUCACCUUCACCUCCACCAGCCAGAUGACCUCCCACAAGCGCAAGCACGAGCGCAGGCACGUCCGCUCCUCGGGCGUGCUGGGGCUGCCGGCCUCCCUGCUGGGCGCCAAGGACACAGAGCACGAGGAGUCAAGCAACGACGACCUGGUCGACUUCUCGGCCUUGAGCAGCAAGAACUCCAGCCUGAGCGCCUCCCCGACCAGCCAGCAGUCCUCCGCCUCCCUGGCCGCUGCCGCCGCCGCCACCGCCGAGGCCGUGCCCAGCGCCGCCAAGCCUCCCAACAGCAAGAUCUCGGGGCUCCUGUCCCAGGGCCUGCCCGCUUCCAUCCCGCUGGCGCUGGCCCUCUCCAACUCAGGCCUGCCCACCGCCGCCCCCUACUUCCCCAUCCUGUCGGCUCGGAGUGGCGCCUCCCUGCCCGUGGGCGCCCCUGGCCUGCUGGGUGCCAUGUCAUCGGGGGCAGCGGCCUCAGCAGCCGCUGACACGCCUGUUCUGGCUGCCUCGGGAGCCGGCGACUCUGCCCCGGCGGCUGCCUCCUCCGUCCCGGUGCCCCCCGCCUCCAUCAUGGAAAGGAUCUCGGCGAGCAAGGGCCUCAUUUCACCCAUGAUGGCCAGGCUGGCCGCCGCCGCCCUCAAGCCCUCUGCCACCUUUGACCCAGGAAGCGGGCAGCAGGCCGCCCCUGCCAGGUUCCCCACGGCCCCGGUGAAGCAGGAGCCCGGUGAGGACACUGGCACCCCGGUUCCCCACGAGGCCUCCCAGGACCGCAGUUUAGACCUGACUGUGAAGGAGCCCAGCAAUGAAUCAAAUGGCCACGCAGUCCCGGCAAAUUCAUCUCUUUUAUCCUCGCUUAUGAAUAAGAUGUCUCAGGGCAACCCCAACCUCGGCAGCCUGUUGAACAUCAAGACGGAAGUGGAGGGCAGCGCCGCCAUGGAGUCCUCGCCCUUCCUGGGCAAGGCUGUGAAGGCGCUGGUUCAGGAGAAACUGGCCGAGCCCUGGAAGGUGUACCUUCGAAGGUUUGGCACCAAGGACUUCUGUGAUGCCCAGUGUGACUUCCUUCACAAGGCCCACUUCCACUGUGUGGUGGAGGAGUGCGGUGCGCUUUUCAGCACCCUGGACGGGGCCAUCAAGCACGCCAACUUUCACUUCCGGACGGAGGGAGGAGCAGUGAAGGGAAACACAGAGGCCUCCUUCCCCGCCUCGGCUGCGGAGACCAAACCUGCCUUGGCCCCCUCGUCCCCUCCAGCACCUCCUGUCACCACAGCCACGGUUUCCUCUCUGGAAGGUCCCACUCCCAGCCCGGCCGCCGUGCCCUCCACCCCCACGCUGCUUGCCUGGAAGCAGCUCGCUUCCACCAUACCCCAGAUGCCUCAGAUUCCAGCGUCAGUGCCUCACCUGCCCACUUCACCCUUGGCAACGACUUCUCUAGAAAACGCCAAGCCCCAGGUCAAACCCGGAUUCCUGCAGUUCCAGGAGAACGAUCCUUGUCUCGCAACGGACUGCAAGUAUGCCAGCAAGUUCCACUUCCACUGUCUCUUUGGGAACUGCAAGUAUGUCUGCAAAACCUCGGGCAAGGCCGAGUCGCACUGCCUGGACCACAUCAACCCCAACAACAACCUGGUGAACGUGCGAGACCAGUUCGCAUACUACUCACUUCAGUGUCUCUGUCCCAACCAGCACUGUGAGUUCCGGAUGCGUGGACACUACCACUGCCUCCGGACUGGCUGCUACUUCGUGACCAAUAUCACCACCAAGUUGCCAUGGCACAUAAAGAAGCACGAGAAGGCCGAGCGGCGGGCAGCCAACGGGUUCAAGUACUUCACCAAGCGUGAGGAGUGUGGCAGGCUAGGCUGCAAGUACAACCAGGUGAACAGCCACUUCCACUGCAUCCGGGAGGGCUGCCAGUUCUCCUUCCUCCUCAAGCACCAGAUGACCUCCCAUGCCCGGAAGCACAUGCGGAGGAUGCUGGGGAAGAACUUCGAUCGCGUCCCCCCCUCCCAGGGCCCCCCGAGCCUGAUGGACACGGAGACAGACGAGUACAUGGAUUACACGGGCUGCAGCCCUGGCGCCGUGUCCUCCGAGUCGUCCACCAUGGACCGAAGCUGCUCCAGCACCCCUGUGGGCAACGAGAGCACGGCGGCAGGGAACACUAUCUCCCUGCCGACAGCCUCUGGGGCCAAGAAGCGCUUCUGGAUCAUUGAGGACAUGUCGCCCUUCGGCAAGCGGCGCAAGACGGCCUCCUCGCGGAAGAUGCUGGACGAGGGCAUGAUGCUGGAGGGCUUCCGGCGCUUCGACCUCUACGAGGACUGCAAGGACGCGGCGUGCCAGUUCUCGCUCAAGGUCACGCACUACCACUGCACGCGGGAGAACUGCGGCUACAAGUUCUGCGGGCGCACGCACAUGUACAAGCACGCGCAGCACCACGACCGCGUGGACAACCUGGUGCUGGACGACUUCAAGCGCUUCAAGGCCUCGCUGCGCUGCCACUUCGCCGACUGCCCCUUCUCGGGCAGCAGCACGCACUUCCACUGCCUGCGCUGCCGCUUCCGCUGCACCGACAGCACCAAGGUCACGGCGCACCGCAAGCACCACGGCAAGCAGGACGUGAUCAGCGCAGCGGGCUUUUGCCAGUUCAGCUCCAGCGCUGACUGCGCCGUGCCCGACUGCAAGUACAAGCUCAAGUGCUCGCACUUCCACUGCACCUACCCCGGCUGCCGCCACACGGUCGUGGGCAUGUCGCAGAUGGACUCGCACAAGCGCAAGCACGAGAAGCAGGAGCGCGGGGAGCCGCCCGCCGCCUCCCCAGGCCCCGCCAUCGGCCUGGACGGCGCGCUGUCGCUGGGCGCCGAGCCGGGGGCUGCCCCGCUCUUCCUGCCGCCCGCCGCCGCUGCCGGUGCCGCCGGUGGCCCGGGGGGGCUGGGGCUGGGCGACCCCGGCGACCCCGGCCCGCUCGACGGCCCCGGGCCCCGCGACAGCCCAGCCGCGCCCACGCCUGCGCCCACAGCCGGAGAGUCAUCGCAGGAGGACGAGGAAGAGGAGCUGGAGCUGCCCGAGGAGGAGGCGGACGACGACGACGACGAGGACGACGACGACGAGGACGAGGACGAGGACGACGACGAGGACGACGACGAGGACCUGCGCACCGACUCAGAGGACGAGUCGCUGCCCGAGGCGGCGGCGGCGGGGGGGGGGCCCGGGGCGCGGAGCCCGGAGCGGGCGGCCCCUGCACCCGCCGCGGCCUCGCCCUAGCCGGCCCGUCGGGGGGUGGGGGGGGCACGCGGGGACCGGGCCCGGGGCCGCCUCGCCCGCCCCUCCCCCCACCCUGGUGGCCGUCGCCAUUCCUUUCGUAAGAGAUGCUAUUUAUGUGCAACGCUGCCCUCGGUCCAGAGCGAGAAGGUCGCCCCUGCUGCGGGGCUCGGGGCGGCGGCCCCGCCGGUGCUUCCGGACCCCGAGUCCGUCUCAGGACAGAGGCGGGGGGGGCCCUCCCUCUGGUGCUCCCGGGCCGCCCCCACCCCGCCCGCGGCGCGCGGCCAGUGGCCGGAAGGACCGGCUGCGAGCGACCCUCCUCUGGCUGCACUUCGGGGAUCUUCUUCAGGGAAACAGAAGGUGCUCUUGUCCGGGGUGGGACCGAGGAGCAGGGCCCCCCCCACCCCCACCCCGAGGGCGAGGUGGGCGCAGAUAACCAGGCAGCCGCCCCGCGCGUGCCCUCCCCGCGGCCGGAGACCCCCGGGCCUCACGACCACGCCCGGUGGGAUUCCUCAUUGCUCAGGACCGGGAAGGGCGCUGGGAGUCACCGCGACCCCCUCCCCUCACCCCUCCCCGAGGCGGGCCGCAGUAGCAUCUGGCAGGGCCUCCCAUUCGUGCAGCUAAGACGCUCCCUCCCGGCCCUGGGGGGUGGAGGGGGGGGCGGGCAGGACAGAGGCAGCAGCGCCGGCGACACUGCAGGGACCGCGCAGGGAACCUCACGGAAUUAGCCGAGCCGGGGGCCGGGGCGCUGCGCCCCACUGCAGGGCCCGGCCCUGGUGUCUGCUCCCAAGGGCUGGGGGCCCGGAGGCGGCGCGCCUCGGCCUGUCGCUUGGGGACUCCCAGGCCCCAGCCUCUCCCCCCAGGGUCGGGGGGAGGCCGAGGCUGCGUCCGCUUCCAAACCCAAGAGCAGCCGGUGCUGGGGUGCUGGGCCCGUCAGGGGUCUCAGCCACCCACGUGGUGAGAACAGGAAGGAUACCACUGUCUGGGGCUUUAAUAUUCAAAAUGGGGGAAAAAAUGCGAGAAAGUUGUACAGUAUUUUUCCUGUAAAGGUUAUUAUUCUACAUAGAACAAAAAAAAAAAAAAAAAAAAAAAAGGCAGGCGGGCCGCGAGAGCACAGGCCCGCCUCGGACCAGCCCUGAGGUUGGAGACCGAGUGCAAUCGCUCACGUGGGAUUUCGUUUCGCAUUUAUUUUAGAGGCCUUACCAGUUUGAGGCUGUCUGUCUUCACACUAGCACUGACGGGAGCUGCGUGAUUCCAACUUUUAACUUGAAUUUUGUAGAAACAAGGAAAAAGGACUAUUACUGUUGAUACAAGUUUGUAGUUAACAUUUGAGUUUUUCUCUAUUGGUUAUGCGUGUGGCUUUAUAGGGCUUUUUUUUUUUCCAGUUUGUUUUUAUUUUAUUUUCUUGUUUGGGAUGCUUCUUUACUGGUGCAACCCAUCCAGAUUUGCUUCCCUUUGCAAAACGUGCCCCCUUCCCGGAGUGGAUGUGGUCACCAAGCCCAGCUUGCCGGGGGGCGGGGGGGGGGGGGGCGGCACAGGGACAAGGGCUUCCCGGUGUCUCCAGUCCUGGCCACCCGCCUGGCUCAGGUGGGACCCUGAGACUCAGCCACAGGGAGAGAGCCAAGCCCAGCCUGGAGGAGGCCUGUCACCCAGAGCCUCCCCACAGAUCUCCAAGGGGAGCCCCAGAUGGCAGGGGGCACUGGUUUCCUUUUUUUUUUUUUUGGUGUGUGUGUGUGUGUG